Molecule: messenger RNA, 2770 nt
Organism: Labeo rohita (rohu)
Lineage: Eukaryota; Metazoa; Chordata; Actinopteri; Cypriniformes; Cyprinidae
Gene: tnfrsf9a
Product: tumor necrosis factor receptor superfamily, member 9a
Exons: 9
Coding region: 148-1017 (289 amino acids)
Biological process (GO): regulation of cell population proliferation
Cellular component (GO): external side of plasma membrane
Molecular function (GO): cytokine binding; signaling receptor activity
Source: RefSeq, a predicted model, not a curated record
GUUGUGAAUGUGAGCGUAUGUGUGCCAGAGCUAGAAUGAAGCCCCGCCUACAGCGUUUGUUUUGUGAUAUUUAAAAGAUGAAGUGGAAAAUCUCAUCUUAGUGCGCGUUUGCUUCGAGCCAGGACCACUACACUGAAAACAGAAGAAAUGUUGACUGCUUUCCGGGCACUUCCAAGGAUUUUGCUAAUACUCAGUCUAGUACUGAACUGCACUAUAGGUGCUGAAGUUGGCUGUGAAGACUGGGAUCUUAAAGGAAAUAAUGUCUGCUGCAGAAAAUGCAAGCCAGGGAACCGUUUGGUGGAAACAUGUGGAAGCUAUCCAGACGAGCUCUGUACCCCCUGUGAACCUGGCACUUACAUAACCAGUCUUGGAUUUUACUGUUUGAGAUGUACCCAGUGCAUAGGUAAUCAGUUUACACUUAAACAGUGCACUGCCAGCAGCGAUACUGUAUGUGGAUGCAAGGCCGGAUAUCGGUGUGGAAACGACAUAUGUUCCUUCUGUGUUGAUGAAUGCAAAGUGGGAGAGCAACCUACCAAAGACCGAUCUUGUGAAAAAUGUCCAGAGGGAAAAUUCAACGAUAAAAUCCACAGUAUGUGCAAAGAAUGGAGAAAAAGUUGUCCUGAUGGACAGACUUUGGUCAAAGGAAAUGCUACCAGCGACAGUACAUGCACACAUUUAACAGAAUAUUAUCCAAACACCUUACCUUCUGGGAGAAACAGAACUGAGAAUGGAUUUUUUCUACUAGAAGAAACAAGCUGGCUUCCAGUUUUCAUUGCUGCAGGGAUGGCAGGAUUGGUUGUCCUUUUUAUCAUAGUAUCAGUGGCUGCAUAUGUAAAGGCACAAAAGAAAACAGAGAAGAAGCCAAAAACUGAUACCCCUGACCAAGACCGCUCAGAUGAGUCCAGGAUAAUGAUUGUUGAGCAGGAAGACUGUAGUUUUCGUCAUCCUGAGCAAGAACAGGGUGGCAGCUCAGAGUCCAUCAAUACGCAAGACUCAGAGUCUAAACUCAUAGUGUGAGUUCACUGGACAGCCUUUAUAUUAUUUUUUUACCUUGUUACCGUUGCCACAAGAACAAGAGGACAAAACCACUGAACAUCUACUAAACUGUGAAAUAUGCUCUGCUAGUGUAUCAGUGAUUAAUAGCAACAAAAUGGACGAAGUGAACUUUCACAUAUCAGUUUUUUACUUCUGAAGUAUAGCGCACCUAAAACAUGAAGAUGAGACGUUGUUCACGUAGGUGUGCAGUAGCAGACAACAUGUAACACUUUUAUAAGAGUAGGCGUCAUCUACUGGUGCUUGCGUCACAAUUUCAGGUCAAAGCCCUUUUGAAAUACCCUGGUGGGCUUCCCCACUUUUCUGUUAAAAACAGCACCUUUUAAAAAAUGCUCUUUGGGCCAAGAACAAAGAGGAUACAGAAGAACAGUGGGCCUGUUUAAAUGGCAUGUUUGCACUUUAACUGUUUUUGUUUAAUAAUAGUUCUUCAGCCAACUGUUUUUUUGUCUGUUUGGAAAUAAGCAGAAAGAGCAGAGUAAUUCUUGGUAAAUGUGGUUGACCGUGUCAUGUAGGAAGUGAACUGAUGAAACGUUUGACCUCAAGAGUUUUUUUUGGUGCAUUUUACUGUUAUGUACAUAGGAUGUAAAGAUAAGUAAAAUUGUCAGCUCAGAACUUUCUAAACCCUGGGUUAACAAAAUCAUGACUUGUCAUCUGUCAUUCAUUCACAGUUCAUUCUUUAUUUGGGGUUAGGAAUUUACCCUGGGCAUUUAGGUUUCGGCUACGGUUUCACAUGCUACAUUUGUAAAUCCGGGGUUAAACUUCUUAUUUCCAUAAUAUCAUUUACUGGAUGAACUCUUUAAAUGAAAGCUUGUCUCGCUCAUACGCAUCAAUUGGGCUUAUUUAUUCCUGACCGUACCAUCCGGUUUACCUUAAUAAACAGACUUUUUUGAAGUUUUUCAACUGUAAAAGUAGUAUUAAAAUAGUCUUAUCACUCCGGUCAGCGUGUUUCCGUCACUGUUUGACAUUUUUCUCCCUCAAGCGUGAUAACCAUAGAUAUAAAUGCACAUCUAUGGCUCUUCAUAACUUCGCAUCACUUCACACGCAAAAGAUGACAACCGGCUCGUGUUAAAAGCCCCAUCCGCCUUAUUUUUCAACGCAGAAGUAAGCCUAUGAGCGAGACUUCCGGUUUAGUGAGAAGCAGAACAGUAAACGGUAAAGCAGUUUACACUACAAACCAGUUUGUUCAUAAGUAAAAUAAUAUGGCAAGAUACACCAAUUUGCAGUAUCCAGCAGCAAAACGAGCUGUUUUGUACCCGGUUCAUUAAGGUGAAAAUGAGAAGAAAAACAACGUGAAGUAAACGUUAAAGCUGUUUGCACUACAAACUAUUAAUUAUGCGUUCAUAGUUAGGAUAAUACAUAAAAAUAGUAUGGUAAGACACAUUAGUGCAAUAUCAAGCAGCAAAAUGAGCUGUUUUGUACAGCUAAAAAUAGCUUGACGCGGAUGAGCCCGGAGGCCAGACCCGUAAAAUUUACAAAUGGCUGCAACUACUCUUACAGGAUAAAUAAACUAAACUGUUGCACUAUAAUAUGUGGCACAGCUUGUUCUGUAGGCUAAAUGAUAACAAUUUGCCUUGAAUCAAAGCUUCCACCUUGCCCCAGAGGUCAUUGAGUCUGUGUUAGAGAAUUCCCUGCAGGUAAAUACCUUGUGUUUUUGGAGUAGAUACUGAGGUCAUUAAACAAGUUUUUGGGGAUUAAAUCCUCUUAAACUGCCAAAACA